CAACGACACAGACAUUCGUCGCGUUUGAUCCUUUUUGAAACUGCAGUAAAAUGGAUCCAAUGAAUCAAUCCGCCCAGAUCUCGUCGUCGCAGGGACUCGCCGAUGGACAGAUUGCUGCCCCCAAAGAGUCUAAAAUGUCCGAUUCCUUUCUUUCCUCUUCGCCUGUAUCUCUCAUUCAGUCUCCUCAAGACAAGAGAGUGGUUCUUGGCUCUGACAAGCCUUCCGAAGUUGUGGCCACCUCCCUUCGUUACUCAUCUCAGCCUGGCUCCUUUUCACCUGGUAACUAUGGGGCUGAAGCCAGCUCGCCUGACGAACAGCCAGACUCGCCGAUCAAGACGUCCCCCGUUUCAGAGAGAAUAAAGGCUUUGGAGGCACUAGCUGCCAAGAAAAAGGAACCCGACUUCAGAAACGAUGGUGGCUUUUCUCACUUCAGAGACCGUCAUAUUGAGAAGUCCCCAGUGGAGAAGUUUACCCCAGUGGAGAAGUUUACCCCAGUGGAGAAGUUUACCCCAGUGGAGAAGACCACCCCAGCGGAGAAGACCACCCCAGCGGAGAAGGUCGUGCCCGCUCCUCAGAAGAAAGGAGGUUCUGUCAACUCGGAGUCACCAGAAUCUCCCUUCGAAGUGCUUGGAGAUUUAGGCCAGGUCAAUGAAUUUGAAAACACUGCAGACUGGAUGAGGGUCCAUUUACCUCCAGCUCCGGACUUCGACGAUGCCGUAGAUUUGCGCAAAGAUGACCGGGUUUCUGAAAACGAUAAGACGCAAAAAGAGAAGGAGGCAGCCAUAGUCAUACCAUGUGUACCUGAAGCCUUUACAAGUGUCCCUGAUUCGUUGCCCAAAGCACCUUUCAAAGAUCCUAAAUUGGAAAACAAAACUGAAGUGCCACCAAAACAGCCAAGCCCUGAAGAGGAAUCAGAGUUUGAUCUGAGAUUUUUACCAACGGCCUGCGUGUGGGAACAGGAAAACCAGAGUACCAAGGAUCCAAUAAACCCUGCCCAUAUUUCAUCUGAAGCCCCUGCCCCUCCCACAGGAUUUGAGUCCACAUCCCCUCCCAUUCCCCCGCUUGUUGUUGCUGAUGCUAAGCAGAAGGAUGUGGAGGCCACCAAGACCCCAUGUGAUCAGGACAUGGAUCCAACGGAGGUACCAGAGGUGGACAGCUCGGGGGAUUCUGAUGAUACUGUAAUUGAGGAUGGUGUCUCUCACCCCAUAAUCCCAGAGUCGGCUUCCUCGGGUCCUGCUCCCUCAAAAGAGCCUACCCCUAAUGCUGUGUCGUCCGGUCCCUCCCUCCCUGACGAAGAAAAGGAGAAGACGCCAAUGAGAAUUGAGAGAAAGCUAAUGCAGGUACCGACCAUUAACGUCAUUGAGACUGAUGAACCAAAUUAUAGUGACGAGGAAAUGGAGAUGGAGAUGGAGGAAGAACAUGAUCAGAGAGAUGAGUUUGUGAAAGACGCAGCCCAAGAGUCUCCAAGAACUCCCGAACCACCGCCAGAAACCACUAACACAGAACUUGCUAACACACGGCCAUUAGAAACUGAGUUCAUGGAAGGCUACUCUCCUCCAUCUUCCCCCGUGCAAUCAGAUUCUGAAUACUCCCCCACACACAAAUUACCCAAAUCUGAACCUGAUCCAGUCCGACAAGAAUCCACGAUAAAGAUGCAUGUUUUACAGAAUACCUCUGUCGAUUUUCCUCAAACCCAACCUGAAUUAUCUCAGAUCAGCUCCUCCGACAACACAAACAAUAACUUUUCCUCCUUCAAGACUGAUAUGUCUUUUACAAAAGAAGAUAUUGAGUUAUCAGAAAGCUACGAUGAAUGGUCUGAUGAACGGCAAGACAUUCUCAUUAAACCCGACAAGAUCGACAUAACCGCUAUGGCUUUGCCUAGCAUCUUUAAUAUAACCGAUACAAAGACGGAUACAGAUACUAAACCAGGCCAGAUUGAAGCUCUGCCCCCUUGCAAAUCAAGCUUCAUGCAGGAUGACUUGUAUGAAAGGCAGUCGUUUGAUGAUGAAUACGAUGCAUUGCCUUCUUCGGAUGACACGCCUAACCAGAAUUACUUUGAUGGCAAUGAUCAGGUGCCUUCCUCCUCAGAUGCAUCACAAAUCCAUAUUGAAGUGCUGUCUGCAAAUACCACAAUCUACAAGGCCCCCAAAGAUGUUGCAAACUCCGAAGAGGUCAGUUUGCUGGAUGACGAGCCACUCCCAAAGCCAGUUGGAGGCCAGCCAUCCCCGAGAGAAUAUCCAAAAGACCCGUAUUCUUCUUUUGGCGAACUACCUUCCCUCAAGGAGUCUGAGGAUUUGAAAGCGACCAGUGACCUCACCACGGACACCGUAAAAAAGAUUGAGUCCAUUCCACGGGAGAACACCGACACGGACGAUGGUCCCCACACACCGGACACCACUAGCGACCCUGAAAGCAUCGAGCCAGACUGCUCCGUUUCCAGAGCCACCGAUAGCUUUGUCGACUUCAUGAAAGAGUGCUUGAAAUCAAGACAGGACCCGGAGACGGAAGACGGCCAUCGCGAUGUUAAGGAUGAGCAACCCGAAAGCGAGGAGCAUGCCCUGCAGUCUCCGCCGACAAUGGUGAUGGACCUCGAGCAAGAGGAGCUUACAAUAAGCGCUCUGAAAGAGUUGGGCAGUAGUCAGGAGGAAGAGGACGAUGAGCUCAUGGAGAAGACCACAUUUAAACCUCACAGUGAGAUCCCUGCUCGGGACAAAACGGGCCCAGGGUCAACCGGCGUUGUUCAGCAGUCGCCUCGCAGCCCAACUUCCACCCCUCUGUCUCCACGAGCCACACCCACGUCAGAGAGCGCAUAUUCCAAAGAGGUAGAGGCCAUUGACCAGUGGGUGGCCGAGGCGUACUAUCUUGCCGAGCAUGUCUUGACGGCAAUACUAACGCACUUAUCAGUCAAGGACCUGAUCCACUGGCGGGACCCCAAGCAGUCGGGCGUGGUGUUUGGUGUGUCCCUGCUGGUGCUGCUGUCCCUGGCGGCCUUCAGUGUGAUCAGCGUGGUGUCCUACCUGCUGCUGGCCCUGCUCUGCGUCACCAUCACCUUCCGCAUCUACAAGUCGGUGGUGCAGGCUGUGCAGAAGUCCGGGGACGGACACCCCUUCAAGACUAUGAUGGAUAAGGAUGUCAGCAUCCCCCCAGAGACCUUCCGCAAGCACGUGGACGCCAGUCUGACCUACAUCAACCGCGCCCUCAAGCAGAUGAGCCGCCUCUUCCUGGUCGAGGACCUGGUCGACUCCCUGAAGCUUGCUGUGGGCAUGUGGCUGCUGACCUACGUCGGAGCCGUCUUCAACGGGAUCACCAUCCUCAUUCUCGCUGACAUCCUCCUCUUCGCUGUCCCUCCCGUCUACGAGAAGAACAAGACCCAGAUCGAUCAGUACAUCGAUGUCGUGCGCACUCAAGUCAACUCCACAAUGGCCAAGUUGCAAGAGAAGCUUCCAGGCUCCAUGAAGCGCAGCAAAACCGAAUAAUCGCCCAACACCCCUGCUGCAAAAAGUCCCUUGGCAUCAUCCCCCAUUAUCAUUUCCCCCCCCCCCCCCCCCCCCCCCCCACCCUCCAAAUUCCACUCCCACAUCCCCUCCCGUUAAUCUCCUCUCCCCCCACCUCCCCAUAUCCCCCUCCCACCCCAAAAGCAAACCAGCUAGCCCCCCCCCCCCCCCCCCCCAUCAUCCACCACCCCCCUACAACGCUGAUACCGACACCCCCCACACACGCGUGCCGAUCAAGCUAUAGUAGAAAUAAAAUCUUAAAACCUCUCCAGCUUUUCGAUAGUCAAUGUUGAAACUACUGUGCAGCUUCAGAUUAACACAGCGUUUAGCGAGCAACAUAAAGAGCUACGCUGACGGGACCUGUGUGGUUGCCGUGGUGAUUCCGUGUCUCCAGAGUGUCGAUGGCAGGGUGAAUGAACUAGACUGAAUCUAUUACCUGGUUUUGUCGUGGGUGGGGGCGGGGGAGGGAGGUAUUUCCUUUUAGGUUUGGUGGCCGUUUUGCAAAAGCUAAUGUCUGUAACAUCCAAACAAUGCAUUUCGCGCAAAAGGAAUAGUACGACCAACACGCUAGAGAAGGUUUAAAAAGAAAAGCUUAACUUAAAAAAAGAAAUACACAAAUGUUUAAUAUAUUAUUUUCCUCGUAUGAGGAGGCUGGCUGAUGCAUUUUUUUUCCUGCUGACCUUCAUGGCACUUGUGUUGCUAUCUGCGAUGCACUGAAAAACGUAUUUUUUUCUUCUCUGAUUUGUGUUUUAAACGGCACAGGCAGGUUUAAAUAGGAAGACUGAGCCAGCUGUGAUAAUUUGGUCUAGUUCACCCCAUCUUAUGAUUUGAUGCAAUUUGUAUUCUGAACUGUUUUCCGUAUGUAUAUAUACACUUUAAGAUGGCAAUGGUGUCUCUUCUGCUGUAAUGGAACAUAAUGAUUUUUGCUUUUGAUAGGAAAAAAGGAACAUUCCCCACUUUCCUUUUCCUAACACAGUACCCUUUAAGUCGUUAAGUUGUGUAUAAGUCUUGCAUUCACCUGUUAAACUAUAAGAAUUAUCUUUAGUACCGAUAAGAUAGCCGCUUUAACUCUUCUAGGCUCAUUACAAACUAUACAUCUUGGAAAAAAUGUCAUGAUAUUAUUUUAAUUGGCUAUUUAUUGGGGAUUUAUUUGAAAUAUCAAGGGAGUAGAAAUUCAGGAUUGGCAAAUAUUUUAAAGUAUUACAGGGGAAGACUGAAUCAGUUUAACAAAAUCUUAGGUUAUGGGGAGUUUUUUUUAUUUGUUGUAAAAUGAAAUGCAAUGAAUAGCAUGUCGUAGGAUAACCGACUAACCACACAGAUGGAGGCUGUAACGUAUUCUAGAUCCCCUCCCCCUCCCCAUCUGUUUUCUUUGUUCGUUAAGAUGAUUAUUGUAAUUGUUAACGAUGGUGUUUCUUAAUUAAAUGGAGAAAAAAAAAACAGCAAGUCAAUAUUUUGUAGGAGUGUUGAAUCUCUGUUGAAUUGCAGAAUUGCAUUGUUCCUCCCUUCCCCAAACCCUAGUUUGCUCAUCACUGGUCAUUUGAGUGUAGCCCCUUGACUCCGGGAAGGCCUGCAACUGGAUCCCCUCCGGAACCGUUCACCUGCUCCGAAGAAAAAGACUACUACAUAUCCGCCUGUGCUCAUUGUACUUCUAUGCGUACACGGGGAACUUGCCCGUCUCACACAUGCAUAUUUGAUUGUGUCGUCUCUUUGCAUGUUUUCACUGAACCGACUUCCACGUGGAAGUUCAGCUCCCCGACUAUAUUUCACAGGGCACUGAACAGCGUGGUCGUUCGUUUUGUUUAAAUUAUUGAUUGAGCUGCGGUUUUUAAAGCCAGUCUUUAUUCUAGGCUAUUGGAACUUGUUUUCGCACUGGAGUUUUGUGUUUUUUGUUUUUGAUUUUCACACACUGCCGUCAACGCGCACACAUUCUUAAACGCCGAACUCACAAUUGGCAUAGCUGGACUCCCUGUGUAACAUUGUCCAAAAAACCGAAUCGCCAAACUCCUGAUGAUGAUGACUCGAGCUUUGUUUGUGUGCGGGGUCUGAAGGCUUGCGUGUGUGCGGUGCAUCGCCGAUCCAGGGGUUCCUUUAAGUUCAAUGAAGGUGUGGAAAUGCUACGUGACAGACGGAUACUUACAGAUGCAGAUACUUCAUAUUUCUUUGCAAUAGAUGUGAAAAUGAUUUACAGCAAACGUAUUUUUCUCUUCAGGUUCAGCGUCGUACUGCUUCUCGCCUCAGAAUGUAAUAUGACGUAUAUAUGUAAUAGGAUAACCCAUGCAGAGUUUUAACCGUGUUAAUUUGAACGCCUGUGUGCAGACCUCACUUUUGUUUUUCCUGAUCAGACUUUUUCUUUUCUUUUGGACUGUUCCAACGCGGUAUCUUGAUGUGCUCACACUAGAACAUCAUCAGAGCUUUCUUUCUUUGUAAGCUAUGUUUUUAGACCAUAGUAUUCUGGGGGGAAAGAUGUUACAGAUGGAAAAAAAAAAAAAAAUGGAAAGAAAAAAUACAACUGUGGUCCCUGUACUGAGUGGAAAUUAAUAAAAACGUGUUAAAGGAC
Molecule: messenger RNA, 6051 nt
Organism: Gadus macrocephalus (Pacific cod)
Lineage: Eukaryota; Metazoa; Chordata; Actinopteri; Gadiformes; Gadidae
Gene: rtn3
Product: reticulon 3
Exons: 9
Coding region: 51-3476 (1141 amino acids)
Biological process (GO): endoplasmic reticulum tubular network formation; neuron differentiation; brain development
Cellular component (GO): neuron projection; postsynaptic density
Source: RefSeq, a predicted model, not a curated record